Petromyzon marinus (sea lamprey) is the source of this 7488-nucleotide messenger RNA. The record is from RefSeq and is a predicted model, not a curated record. Lineage: Eukaryota; Metazoa; Chordata; Hyperoartia; Petromyzontiformes; Petromyzontidae.
AUGGCGCUCAUGUCGAAGCCGUGGAAACCCAGGCUCAAUCUGCUGGAGCUGCCGGAGGAUGUGCUCAUGUGUAUCUUCAGCUACCUGCCCGUCACCGACCUGCCCACCCACAGUGUGCGGCACCUGGUGGAGAGCCAUCCCAGCGUGUGGGCCAAUCUCUCCUUCCAAGGGGUGUGGCCGUCUCCAGACACCAUUCAGCUCUUCCAGCGGGCGUCCAACUGUGGAAACUUUGAGGCAUCCGUGAAGCUUGCCCUGGCCUACCUCUACAAUGAAGGCAUAGCAGUGGCGGAGGAGAGCCGGCCAGAGCGCAACGGGCGCAAGGCAGCGCACUACUUCAGCCGCGCCGAGCACCUCAGCUGCGGCAACGUCGGCAUGGCGGUGCCCUUCGUGUGGAUCUUCAUCCGCCCGCCGUGGUCCAUGAGCGGGGCAUGCUGCAAAGCCGUUGUCUUCGAUAGUCUCAAGACGGAGUGGCGAGCUGGCGAAGACGGGUGGUGCUCAUCUGCUGUACUGCUUAGGAAAGGUUCUGGGAUUGAUGAAGAGAAGAGAAGUGAGGCGUUGCGGCUGUUUGAUGCGUCCGCACAGCAAGGCUCUGUGCUCAGCGCCUAUCUCACGUGGAAAUCGAGGCAUCGUACAGUGGCCUCGGACCCAGGCCGACUGCUGCAGAAUCUCCGAAGGCUCAGGGAGUUUUCGGACAGUGGCUGUUGGGAUGCACAGGUCUCGUUGGCGGUGGCCCUGGCACAAGCGUGCACGGGCGGGUGGCUCAUGGACCCCGAGGUGCCUGCGGCGCAGCACUCGGUGCUGCGCUUCUUCCAGUCGCCGUCGCCGACGCGGACGCACCGCCUCUACCGGGUGCAGAAAGGCAUGAACGAGAACAUGAGGUACCUGCUAAUCGACUGGCUGGCAGAGGUGGUGACCACCAAGGAGCUGUCGAGUGCAUGCCUGCACACGACGGUGCAGUGCCUCGAUCGAUAUCUGCUGCAGCGGCCCGUCGAGCGCUCAAAACUGCAGCUGCUGGGCAUCGCGUGCAUGGUCAUCUGUUCACGGUUCUUGUCUCAGGAUAUCCUCACGAUACGCGAAGGCGUGUGGCUGACGGACAACACGUACAAAUACGAGGACAUGGUGCGCAUGAUGGGUGAGAUCAUCUCCGUGCUACGGGGACGCAUCGUGGCCCCCAUGGUGCUGGAGUACGUGCGCGUGCUGCUGGCGCUGGAACCGCUGGACGCGCGCGCGAGCUGUACACUGAGCUACGUGUGCGAGCUGUCGCUGCUCUUCACCUCGGUGACGGCAUACUCGCCCGCGCACCUCGCCGCCAGCGCCUUCCUGCUCACGCGCAUCCUGCACCGGCACGCCGUUCUCUGGAGCAAGAAGCUCGUUGACUUCACGGGGUUUUUGCUGGAAGACCUCAUCCCUUGCACACUGCUGCUGCACAAACAAUGCUUCCUGGACGAGGUUCCCAAGGACCACAGGGAGGUAGCGCUCGUCGCUGUGAGGCAGAGGUUCUCCGACGAUCGUUUCCAGCGAGUGAGCGAGGACAAGGUGCUGGACUACUCGGAGCUGUGCGCCGUGCUAGGCGUGAGAGCGGAGCCGCUCUGCCUGCUACUGCCGAGCGUCUCCGAGCGGACUACCGAGUCCCUGCCCUUCCUCACCUCCCCCCCCCAGCGCAAACCCAAGAGGCGUCGAGAGGACUCCGAGCGCGAGAGCCUGGCCGCGACGCCCAUCAUGGAGCUGUCGUACCACGCGGACGAGGAGGGCGGUGGCGCGGAGUGGCCCGACGCGGGAGUCGAGCGCAACGUGAACGUGGGAACACGACGACGACGACGACGACGACGCCGACGACGCCGCCCUGUCCGCGCUGUGCGAUGACGCCGACCAGUGCUUCUUGGACCGGUCGAUCAGUUCGGAGAUGACGGAAUGUGCUGUCCAACGCCUUCUGCUGCCCAGCGACUGCAGUAACAUGGACGUAGACGACAAUGAUGACGACAAUGAUGACGACGCUGACGACGACGAGGAGAAGGAGAACGUCUGCGAACCCCGUCAUCUCUCGGAGGCUUGCGGCUUCUCGUUUGACGACACGGCGGCGCGCCCAGAGUGGGGAGCUUCCCGCCACUCUGAAUGCACCGCGUCCGGUGCGAGCACGCCCCCGUGGCUGCCUCCGCCGCAGUGGCCGUCGAUGGCCACCGCAGAACCGCCCUCGGCCGUCACCCGUGCCCCUCGGACUCGAUCUCCGAUCCGUCGGGACGGAGCCGCGUCGCGGCGGUCGUCCCGGCGAACCCCGACGGCCCCUUCGUCUUCAGGACCAUUUUGUGCAACGGCGGCCAAGGGGGCGGUGGGGAAGCGAGGCGCGGUGGCGAGCACAGGCAGCGGGCAAAGAGGAAGAAACACGACAAGCCACCACGGGGUGGAGAACGCUGACGUUGCUUCCUAGCACGCGUAGGCGGGGAGGGCCAUGCCGGCGACGCGUAAGCCAAAAUUGUGUUGAUGGUGUGCGCGUGCAUGUGUGCGCGUUUUCGAUUUAAAUGAAAGUGCGUUCAAAAUAGUACAAGAGCCUGGGAAGGAAACUUCACCUGGAUUCGAAGAGCGUCACCUGUUUACAAAUGUUUUUUUCCUUUCUCAAGACCACCAGCGGCACGUGUUUGGAAAUCGUAGCUUUAUUUUUUGUAUGUAUGCGCUCUGCGAGUCCAGUCGCAUUUCUUGUCAUGCUGUUGGAUGAUUACAUCUCAAUAGGACCUGUUACGGCGCCAAUGGUGUGCAAGCCAAUGAGACCGCUGGUAGAAUCUCCAGUAGAUCGGCACCUCUAACCACUAAGUAAAUUGACAAACUGUGCUUGCCUGCUCAGACCUGAAGAUUUUUUUUGCAACAGAUGAAAAAAAAUUCAGAACCAUUUUCCCUACAUAAUUACUGAUCUUCAUUUUUCUCAUUGGAAUUGAACGAUUGGCACGUUUUUUGCAAAGCAAUUACGUUUUAUUCCUCGACAAAAAAACACAUCAACAGGUCUGCACUGUGCCAAUACUCAGGACACACUUGUAUGGGUGCAAGCGGUGGAGAGGGAAAUGGAGUCUUGCGGUUUGGGAUGAUAACACAAUCUCAGUGAUCGUGUCUCCGGCUCCAGUUCUGGAACGUAGAGUUCUGCCGUAGUUUACGAUUAAACCUACUUGACGAAAGGGAUGUGAUGCUGUAACGCUUCAAAUGGUUCAAUGCGCUUGAAAAUGUGAGCAAAAUAUGUAAUGUGAGCGAUUAAACGUAUUAAAAGACUGCCCCCUCCUCGAGAACAUUGGGGAUUUGAGCCAUUGCUACUAAUUGAAAUAAAUAUAUAGAGUGUAGAGAAGUAGGAACUUAAUCUGCAGAGCAAUGCUGGUACUUCCUCCUGCACAUGUUCCUGUCUUACAGAUGAGCAAGGUUGAAUUUAAUGGAGGGGUACCUAUGCCGAGGUCGAGCAAUAACGUGUGUUGACCCUGUUGAAAGGGUAAGCUGAGAGCCUUCAACUAAGUGCCUUGAAAUUAUAAUCGUUUCCGUGUUUAACGGUCGAGUGGGCGAAGUUGAAUAAUGUUGCCCUGCUCUGUUGGUCCGAGUGGCCAACAAAUGGAAGUGCUACCUAGUGCCAUUUGCAUGGGUUUGAGUGAGUGACAUUGCUGAACCUAACUGCUUCUUGCCACUCUCUUGAAGUUGCUUGGAGCUCUGUCAUGUAAAGCAUUGCAUGUGUGCAAUGAGAAUUAUGGUAGUGUCUGCAUCCGGUGCAAGAUGUCCAUUUUCCAAAAUGGUGUGUGUAUAUAUAUGGCCUCAACAUGCACGUAGCCUGGCACGAGCAUCGUGGUGACGCCACCGCCACUUUGCGAAUGGCGGUUGUAUAUACGGGGUGCUGCGUUGGCCUUGGGUGCACAACUUCUUCCAGGGGUUUUGUUUUCGUUUGGAAAAUAUUGUCGUCUGGAGAAGUUAGUCGAUUUCAUUAUUUGUCACUGACUUUUUUUUGUUAAGCUCUAAAUAUUCUCCCGAUUUGCAUCUCGAGCUGGGUUCAUGUUUAGCAAGAUUUUUUUUCCUCGCACAAAAUCAAUGCGUCCAAUGUGUAAUGUUACAGAUGUUGCGUUCACCAAACCUGUGAAAGCAUUGAAUGGGAGUGGUCAUAAGUCUCAAGGGUGUUGAUGCUUGCACUGGCAACGAUGCCCUUGUGUUUGUAUUUAUGGUUGUUUUUUACAUGUAGUUUCUCAAAAAAAUGUUUUAUUGUAUCCAGGCAUUUAACAUAUGCAUCGAUGUUCAAAGUCAAUUUCCUUAUGACGUCCACAAUAAAAAAAGCACUGUUUGGUUUCUGUUUACUCCGUGCUGUGAACAGCUGCUUUUGGCUCGAAGACGAUGGCUUCAGAGCGUUCACCGCAAUCAAGCGGCCUAACAAGUAGACGUACACCAGGGAAGCACGUGUGGGUCGGUCCGUGAACCCGGUGAUAGGAAGUGGAAGUUUUAUAUGUUAUUAUUAAAUGGGUGUAUGUAAUGUACUCUUGUUUUGAGCAUCGUCGUAUCGUGGUAACCCUCAUUAAGUAUUAACCCACCGCUGUCGUACUGGCAGGAAACGCGUUGCUCUCUCAUGACUCAAUCGUGUCGUCACAUCGCAAGGUGAAAUGUGCUUUGUCCGCAUUGCUAUAUCAGCGUUCGCUUCCAGAUCACUUGCAAGUCCUAGAACGAGUGUCCCCUUUUCGGCCUUGACUUUUGAACACCCCUUGUGAUUCAAUUUGGGGGAUCUUGACGGAGCCUUUCAUGGUGCUGCUGCCGCACUGGCAAAUGUAUUGCGGUUUGAACUUUUUUUUGUCGUGAAUUUUGUCUGGCAGCUACAUGCGGGUGAGUUGACAGCUGUGGAUAAACUUGGUUGUGAUGGACCGUGCCUGCUGAGCAAUUGUUUGGGGGGAGUCUCCCACCUCAUUAACCGUUGAUGCAGCUGCAAAAAGGAAACUACCUCUUUGUGUCGGGGUCUUCUGCGCAGAGGAACCUGUUUCAAGAGUGAAACAUUGUGAAGCGAUACUGCUUUGACAGUUGUACACAAGCCAAACAACAUGCCACCGUUUGCUGAAAAACAUUCAAUUGUCACAUUUGGCAAUGCGAACACUUUAUUUGUUUGGCUUUGUCAGUUGGUGGAGGGUGAUAGCGUUUAGAUGACAUACCUAGAUGAUCUUACCCAAAAUAAAACAAGUUAUGGAUCUUUAUAAUUGGCCGUGAACACCUAUGUGUGAUAUAAACAAACGUGUAAAAAAUGGACAUGUUUGUCCAUAACGUUGUGGCCUUAAAAGUAAAACAGAUUUAGUAGGUUGUGUUAUGGGUAAUGGCCCAUCUCCGUCGCACACUGAGGGGCCAGAGUGAUGGAUCAUGGUUAGAGUCUGCACUCUGCACCAUGGGGCCUGAACAUUAAUUAAACAUCAACAAUUUUUCCUGAUUAACAGUUUUAAAUGGGCAUAUAAAUUAUCUCAUUUUAGAUAUCGUCUAACAGACAAACUUAAUACCACAUUUUUUUUUUCCCACAAACUCAUUUGUAUUAAAAGUUAAAUUAGAAAAUGUUUCUGGAAUAUUGCAUUAUAGGUAGUCAUGUUGAUGAACAUGGUUUAGAUAAUUACAAGCAUAAUUAAUCGGUCAUCCUUAACCCAAUUAUUAUGAGUAAGACUCAAUAAUUUAUAUGAUAAGUGGGCUUACGAGAGAGUCAAUGAAUGGGUUACACUCGUGGAUUUGUGAACACUGCAGCAGGGCUACCCACAAUGCAAAGUGCCGGCAACAUUUUAUCAUUGGCCCGUUUCAAAAGCGUUAGAACGAUGAGGUGCAGGAGCUUACGGGAUUCGUACAGCUUGAAACCUUGAACAUUGCUGAUGUAUUACCAUUCGGUGGAUGAUGACCUGUUGGAUAGUGAGUUCUGCGGUUUGCCGUGCUGUUAACUCUGUUUUGUAGGGAAUGAUGCCAUAUCCUUUUCAUUCUCCUGUGAAAUGUACAAUCGCCUAAACAGUCAUUGCUGUACUGGAGCAGACCAUAUGGGGGCUGCCUUGAUAUUGGGAACGUUUUCGAAAGGCAGUGCUUGGAUAGAGAAGAGAACUUGGGGGUUCCCUUCUGAAUCGGUACUUUUGUUUGGGGCGGCACCACUCAACACGCUGCCGCCGCGACCCUCACCAGGACAAGCGGAUGGAGGAACGAACGAAGUUGGGCUCCAACGUUGCAUUUUCUUCUAGUGCCGGGUUUUUAUCGCGAUAAAUGUAACCGUGAACAUUUGGGAAAGUAACAAUGUGUCGUUGUUGAUGGUGAAUUCCGGAUGGAAUCACCCAAUUACCUUUAGGGUACAGUAUGUAGCUUAAUUUUAUUACGUCUUUAACAUUUCGCGUUAAAUGCAUUUCAGCAUUAUUUUUGGUGUUUCAGUAUUGAAGGGAAUGGCUCCAAAUCGGUUUAGAGAUAUUUUGAAAUAUCAAUUUUGCUGGUAAUCAAGUAUUAGCCUCAAAGGAUUUAAUGGCAACUUUGUUUUGCCAUUACAAAGAAAUGAGAAGUGAUUACAUGAAUACAGUUUUAUAAAUUAUCAACACUUGUUUUUUUCCAGUGCUUGAUAGUUUAAUGUGAAUCCUACACGGUACGGUUGAUUGUACAAUUUACAUUUUAUUGUAGAUGCAGAAGCAUAAUUUGGGUAAAGAUUGUGUCGCAAAUUAAAGUAUAAAUUUAAUAGACCCAUUGCUGUUAGUUGCUGUUUUACCAAAUUUGCGACCAAACGGAGAUUUCUCCCCUCGCUCAGUCAUCUUUCGAAAGGAACAAAGACAUUUAUUGGUUAGAUGCUUUGCUCGAUAGACAAUGUUGCUUUUGGGAGGCAGCAUCGUGCACACUUUUCUGCUGAGAUAAUUUAAAUGCGGUAUUUAUCGGGUACUUGCAAGUGUCGGGGAGAGUGCCAAAGAUAUACAAAGCUUAGAAUUAAAAUGGUACAUAUUUACCCUGGUGUAAACAUUUUCUCAAAGCACAACAGUAAUACAUGUAUCUUAAACAUUUACUUUAUUUUCCCAUUGGACAACUGCCAGGGACUUAACUCAAGCUGCAAAUGCCACUUGAACAAAUGUUAUUGUUUCACAAUUGUUAUUUGAGUCUCACCACUGGUGUUUUCCAUAUGGGUAUGAAUUACAUCUUAUGCAAAGCUUGUAAAUGAGAAUGAGCUGAAACAGCAUGUUUACAUGUUUAAAUUACAAAUGUAUAUUUUGAGUGUGUGAUAAUGCACUUGAGGGCAGUGCUUGGUUGCGGACAUGGGACGUUUUAUAGCCGAGUGUGUAGUUGACCAUAAUAUAGUUGUACUUUUAAAAGUACAAUAAGUUACCAGAGGAGUUAACAACACAAGUUGUUAUUUAAAAAAACACAGAACUGAUGCAGAGAAUAAUAAAAUCUAACUUAGUGCCUUUUUAAAUGUCACGACGAAAAUAAUAAUUGGUCGCAUGUAACAAAUUAUUUGCGUGUUUUUGUGGAUUGUGUACAUUGAAUUAUAAACUGCUGUAAAGAACA